CCCUUCUCUUCCACUAUGAAUUCUCUUGGGCGGCCUCGCUUUCUUGCAGGCAUUCUGCGGCCGAAAAUUCCACAGCCGCCUGUAGCACCCAAUCGGCCUGCAAGCAGCAUCCGUUCCGAUGAGUACUCGUGGAUGCAGCAGCCUGAGCACUCUGAAAAGGUCAGCGAAUACUUGCGCGCAGAGAAACAAUAUGCAGACCAAGUCAUGGCCGGGACAGAGAGGCUUCAGUCAAAGCUGGCUCAAGAGAUGUCCGCGGCAACCGAAGUCGAGUCGAUGCCGCCGCCCGUCGAGAACCGCAAUGGCGAGUUCAUCUACUUUGUCGAAGGCAAUGGCGACGGAUCCCUUAAGGUGCUCAUGGAUUCGGCAAGGCUUCUCAAAAGACACGGGCUCGUGAUUCGUCUACUGCAUGUCUCCAACGACAACUCGUGGAUGGGAUGCCUGGUAUCAGAUGCCAAUGACGACUCUGGCAAGGAAACCGGCACCUUUGCUGCUGCUGAAAAGUGCGAUCAGAUCAGCAAUGUCUACAACUUUGUCUUUGGCACCAGUGGAUCGGUUUUCUACACGGUCCUCAACAACAAGCUGCGCGCACAUAAAGUCAUGGGCCACUCUAUUGGUGGCAGGCAGAGCACUGAUAUAGUUGUGUACAGCGAAGGCGACACGGAGUGCUUUUUGGACAUCACUUGUACCAAGGACAAGCAAUUUUUCAUCGUCAACAGCAGCACGCUGGACUCGUCUGAGCUGCAUGUGUUUUCAUCAGGGCAGAUUCGCAAGAAUGCUCUGCAGCUGGUUCGGCCACGGCAGAAAGGCGUGGAGUAUUUUGUGCGGGCACCAACACAGACCCCGUCCUCAGACAACUGGGAGGAAGUGCUGACCGUUCAAGACAACGAGCGUAUUGAGGAUCUCGAGGUAUUCCAGGACUACUUCAUGGUUAACAUCAAGAGGCGCGGACUCCCCGCUGUCCUGAUAUUCGAUCGCAAAAUGGGCAAGCGGUCCGAGUUGAAGCUGCCUUACAACGGCAACUGUACUAUCCGGCCAGACGCCAACCCCCAGCUCGAUACGUCGUUUGUACGGCUCAGCCUCAGCUCCCCUGUGCACUUGGAUUCAGUUGUCGAGUAUGACAUGAGCACACUGCGGCCAUUCCAGUCGUGGCUUUCGACGCCCCUGCAUCUAAAUCCCCGAGAGUUUACAGUGCAGAGGAUCGAGGUGCCGGUGGAUGGAACCCAUGUCCCGAUGACACUGGUAUUCCAUAGAUCAGUCUCGCUCGCGCAGUCGCCGCCUACGCUGGUAAGAGUGUACGGUGCUUACGGGGUGUCGCUGGAGCCCGAGUUCAGGCUGGAGGACAUCCCGCUCCUGCGCCGUGGCUGGGUUAUUGCGCUGGCCCAUGUGCGUGGCGGUGGUGAGCUUGGGCGCGCGUGGUACGCCGGUGGCCGGCGCUCCAGCAAGGUCAAUUCGGUGACUGAUUUUCUCGGAUGCGCUCGGUAUUUGCUUGACAAGGGAUGGAGCGCAGCCGACCGCCUGUCGAUUACUGGCACAUCGGCCGGUGGGCUAGUGGUUGGCUCGGCGCUGAACAUCCAUCCAGAGUAUUUCCGUGCGGCUGCCCUGCAUGUCCCGUUUGUGGAUCCGCUGUCUGCGAUGCUCAGUCCAGACCUGCCUUUAACUGAAGUCGAAAGAGCCGAAUGGGGCGACCCCCUUGCCAGCAAGUCUGAAUAUGCUAGUAUUCGUGUAUACGCUCCCUAUGAUAACCUCAGCCGCAUGGUUGGCGAGCAGACAAAGCAAGCACCGUCCUAUCCUGCCAAAUGGGUUGCCCGGCUUCGUAGUACUGGUGGAUAUUCAACAGCCCCGCCGCCCAUGACACACAGAACAACACAGUGGCCUAAGCUCAUGCUCGAUGCUCGCAUGGAUCUCGGGCACUUCCACUCACACAGCGACGACCCCGACCAUGGCUUCAUCAAGGCGCAUGCGUUCCGGAGCGCGUUCCUGCUGACUGAGGUUCAGGGAUGGAGCGAAAUAAAAUAGCAGCAUUUACUAGUUGCCCAAAUGAAAUGC
Messenger RNA from Linderina pennispora, 2046 nucleotides. RefSeq lists its product as uncharacterized. Lineage: Eukaryota; Fungi; Kickxellomycota; Kickxellomycetes; Kickxellales; Kickxellaceae. Gene Ontology annotation, biological process: proteolysis. The record is from RefSeq and is a predicted model, not a curated record. Bases 16 to 2016 code for a protein of 666 amino acids. Gene Ontology annotation, molecular function: serine-type endopeptidase activity. The transcript has 8 exons.